Triticum aestivum (bread wheat) is the source of this 1492-nucleotide messenger RNA. Its product is annotated as F-box/LRR-repeat protein At2g43260. The transcript is spliced from 2 exons. The record is from RefSeq and is a predicted model, not a curated record. Gene Ontology annotation, molecular function: protein binding. Bases 195 to 1364 code for a protein of 389 amino acids. NCBI's taxonomy places the organism in Eukaryota, Viridiplantae, Streptophyta, Magnoliopsida, Poales, Poaceae.
CCAGACCCGACCGACCGGCGCCGCCGCUGCAGCGAGAAGAUCCUCAGCCUCGCCGCACCCUCCUCCUCCCCGUCGCCGCGGGAGGCGCUUGCGUCCCGGUGACGAGCGAGCCGUCGCCUCGUCCGCGACGGCGACGGCGACGCCUCCGCUGCUCUGGUACUGAUUUGACGGAACACCGGUGGCAGUCAAUCACCAUGACGAAAAGAAGCCACGCGACCGUCCUUGACGACCUGCCCGACUGGAUUGUCAUCGAAGAGAUCCUUGUCCGUUUGCCCCCCAAGGACCUCCUUCGCUGCCGUGCUGUCCGCAAGAUGUGGCACAGUGCCACCUCCAGCAACAAGUUCAUGCUCGACAACUGCCGCCGUCAACCCUUGCUCCCUGUGAUCAGAAAGCAUAUCCCUGGGCAGGAAGGAGUCGGGUUCAUUGUCUUCUGUGAUAACGAUGCAGGAGCCUCCGACCAAAACCUCUGGCCAAUCAUUCAGCACUCUAAGUUAAGUUAUCUCGUGGGCACCUGUGAUGGCCUUCUAAUCUUGGCCGGCGAAUCCGAUUUCUGGAUCUGCAACCCGGCCACUCGCAAAUGUGCUCUACUACCACAACCUCGAGUUUCAUCGCCUUCGUCAGAGGGUUCCGAUGACUACGUAGCUGGCUUCUACCGGCACCAUCCAUCUGGGGAAUACCGGGUGCUCUGGUUCUCAAAUGGCUCAUAUCGUGGCUACAUCCUAACGGUAGGAUCCGACAAGCCGAGGAUCGUUAGUCGGCCGUCAGUGUCAUCACGUUUGCCGAAAUGCAGGCGCGAUAUGGCUUUUGAUUCCUGCUGUAGUUCACAAGUCAACCACCGGGGCAGCCUGCACUGGUUAACGGGAAUGGAGACGGAGACUUCUGUGGACAUCUUGGUGUUCGACACAGUAACUGAGACGUUCCGGUGGAUGCGCAGUUCUGGCCAGUUGGGCUAUCAGGUGUCAUUGUGGGAGAUGGACAACAAGCUUGCUUCAUGCAGCACCAAUGAUGCCAGCAUAGAGAUUUGGAUGAUGCAAGACUACGAGGCUGAGGCCUGGGCCUUGAAGUACCGAAUUAACUUGUUAGCGAUGAAGACAUUACCACAAUUCGAGUAUGUUUCUAAGAUGGCACUGCUUAACCAGCGUGAGCUGCUGAUCUAUUGUCACACUGCAUCGGAGUGUCCCGACUUUAUGUUGCACUGUGACAUUGAUGGAAAGUUUUUGGGAUAUGUUGAAAUCAAAGAGGGAAAGUACUCCGUAUACUUCACUUAUCAGUACUUUCAGGAGAGCAUUCUUCCACUUCCGUUCUGUGAGAUGCAAGAAGAAGGUGGUGUGGAUAAGGAGCCUCCAUUCUUCAUAGGGCUAUAAGGCGGUUUGUACUUCUAGUUUGCCAUGUACGCUUUCGGAGUUUCCAUCAUAUAUGAGCAUGGUCCUAGUUCUUACCUUAUAGUACUACCUGUAGAACUAAACACUUUAUAUGGCUGUGUUAUCACUUU